AUGUCUGCUGUCGCUCCUGUUCCCGUAGAUUCCAAGUCUGCGAAGAAGCGCAAAGCCAAGGGCGAGACUGCUCCUGCCCCUAGCGGUGCUGCAACUCCUCCAGCUGAAACUGUUCUAGUUGACACACACACUAAUGGAAUGGAAUCUCAAACCGAUAGCCAGUUCAUCAAAGACUUGACAAAGUCUGCACACCUCCCCAACACCACCAAGGAUUAUUUAGCUGACUUUUCGCCUAGAAAUAUACGUAACAUUCACAAGAAGCUAGCUGCUUCCACUAAGGCUGACACCGUCAUCGCGGAAAACCCUGGUGUUGCUCUCGACGAUCUCGUGGCCUCCAAGAAGUUGAAUGCCGAUCAAAAGGCACAGAUCCUCAAAAAACCGGCACUUCAAGCACAGCUAGCACAGCUCGAGGACCAACUUGCUGCAUUCCGAGCCUUUGCUCAAGAAUUAGAGGACAGAUUCGCCAAAGACAAGUCAAGCCUGACCGAGGCACAUGAGGCUGAGAUUGUAGCGGUCAAGGAGAAGGCGAGCCAAGAGACGGACAAGAUCAAAAUCGGUGCUGUUGAGGAUGCUUUGCGAGUCAUCAAUCACUUCUUGCAUGCUGCGGCAUCUAAACGUCAGUCUGAAGACGUCGAUUCUGCCGAAUCUCGUGCCUUUGAGGGUACCCUAUUGCUCGUGUACCAGGGCAACGAAGCGUCGCUCGAGACUUUGAAGAGUCUCGUCUAUGGUGUCGAUGAGAAGGUUCCAGACGUUAGUGGCGAGGUCCUCGACUACACUUACGCUCAAGUCAAAGAGUCCGCCCUUAGAGGUGCUGACGAUGUAGCUCAGACUACUAAUCAAGAGGAGGAAGAUUCUCAGCCCACCGAACCUAAGCCUGCGGCCUCCUACGUUCCAACCGAUUCCACCGUCGCAAAUGCAGGACUCACUGAACUCAACGACACGACGACACUACCAACUACCAACGCCAGCGAGUCCGAGUCCGACGUCCUCCCUGUACCAGAACAGUCUACCACUGGAGCGGACGCUGCCAAUGCGAUCGCGGAAGCCUCGUGGGAUCCUCAAGCAUCUGUCGUGACAGACACAAGUGCUACUAAUGAAGAAUGGGUUCAGGUUCCUCGCGACCCAGCUGAAACAGAGACUGGUCUUGCCGCGACGCCUGCAGCUGUCCAAGGUACUGCCAAUUGGGCCGAAGAGGUUGGUGCCGCUGCUGAAGAGAAGCCCACCUCGGAGAAUGACGGAUUUGAACAAGUGAAACGCGAUCGAGGUCGUGGUCGCGGUGGGCGUGGUGGGCGUGGCGACUUCAGAGGACGUGGUCGAGCUGGCGGACGAGGAGAUCGCGGUGGACGAGGAGGAGGGGGACCGAGGGGUGCGCGUGGUGGCCCGCGAGGUGAUAAAAGCUGA
This is a messenger RNA of Exophiala aquamarina CBS 119918, 1401 nucleotides long. RefSeq lists its product as uncharacterized. NCBI's taxonomy places the organism in Eukaryota, Fungi, Ascomycota, Eurotiomycetes, Chaetothyriales, Herpotrichiellaceae. The transcript has a single exon. The coding region runs from base 1 to 1401 and encodes 466 amino acids. The record is from RefSeq and is a predicted model, not a curated record.